Molecule: messenger RNA, 2072 nt
Organism: Camellia sinensis
Lineage: Eukaryota; Viridiplantae; Streptophyta; Magnoliopsida; Ericales; Theaceae
Source: RefSeq, a predicted model, not a curated record
CAUUCUGAUCAUUUUCUUGGAUUUUCUCCCUCGUAGAUUGCGCGAAAGUCGGUGAAUUUUCUUGGAAUUUCCAUGUUUGCAUGUCAUUUUCCGGGAAAAUAAAUAAAUAUAUAUAUAUAAUCGUUUCCGGGGGAUUUUGCUUAGUGGGUUUUUGAUUUGCUUUGAAUCGUCGCGACUUAUUGUGAUAAGGGUUGUCUGAUUUUGAGUUGUUCUUUGAGUUUUCUUGAAGGGUUAGUGAAAAAAAGAAGAAAAGAUAUCGAAUAUUCUGUUUUACAGUUUUUGACUUUUUUGACGAGAAAAUCUCGCCGGAAUCCGUGUUUUCCGGUGGCCGGAGAAGGGUCUGCAUUGACGACAUUGCCAGCGAAGAACUCUCUCUCUCUCUCUCUCUCUUCUCUUGCUGUGAAUUUAGAGAGAGUUUAUAGAGGGAAAUUUAGAUUUCUUUCUCUUUUGUAAAUUAGUUGUCUAAAAAGUCUAAAAAUAGAAUUCCUGUAGACCGAUUUGCAUUUUCUUUCUCUCGCUUGGAGGGAAAGAAAGGGAAAGAAAAUCCCGACGGUCUCUCUGCCCCUCUCCCAUAUCUCUCUCUCUCUUUCUCUCUCUGUUUUUCCCUCUUUUCUGUGGGCGUCCUCUGUUUCCAGGGUUUUGAGAGAGAACCAGUGGAACAUCUCUCUCUCUCUCUCUCUCUUCCCCUUUUUUCUCAAUCUCUCUCUCACAAACAUGAUUCUCGACAAAGGGUCAAUACAAUCAAACCUCGAGUGCUUCCUCGAUUGCACAACACCGGUGGUCCCAUCCCAGUUCCUCCCCAAGAGUGAGAUCAGAAACCUUAAUAGUCUUUGGCACCCUUGGGAGAGGGAAAAAGUUGACUAUUUCACAUUGGCUGAUCUGUGGAAUUGUUUUGAUGAAUGGAGUGCUUAUGGUGCUGGAGUUCCGAUCAGUUUGGACAACGACGAAACCCUUGUUCAGUACUAUGUUCCUUAUCUCUCUGCAAUUCAAAUCUUUACAAGCAAUUCAUCGUUGAACGGUUUAAGGGAAGAGACUGAUUCAGUUUGCGAGACAAGGGAUUCAUUUAGCGAUUCAUUGAGCGAUGAGAGUGAGAGCGAGAAGUUAUCGAGAUGGGAUGGAUGUUCAUCUGAGGAGGGAGUGUAUGAGCAAGAGAGCCUUUGGCAUCUCAAUGAUAGACUGGGCUACCUCUACUUUCAGUAUUUUGAGAGAUCAACUCCUUAUGGAAGAGUGCCUCUCAUGGAUAAGAUUAGUGGAUUAGCCCAAAGAUACCCCGGUUUGAUGUCACUAAGAAGCGUGGAUCUUUCCCCGGCUAGUUGGAUGGCAGUUGCUUGGUACCCAAUUUACCACAUUCCCAUGGGAAGGACCAUAAAGGACUUGUCAACAUGCUUCCUCACAUACCACACCCUUUCAUCUUCUUUUCAAGAUAUGGACCUUGAAGACGACAUGGUUAGUGCUGAAAGGAAGAGAAAGGCAGCAGGGGAGGGGAUCUCGCUUCCUCCAUUUGGUUUGGCCACUUAUAAGAUGCAAGGCAACGUGUGGGUCUCGGGCAAGAGUGGCAGGGACCAAGAGAGGUUAAUGUCGCUUUUGAGCGUGGCAGAUUCAUGGCUAAAGCAGCUGAGGGUCCAGCACCAUGACUUCAACUACUUCACGGGGAUUCGGCGUGGCUGAAAAAUAUCACACAAGCUUCAUGAUUCACUCCCCCCAACCCCCCCAUCACCAAAUCGGUUUUCCUAACUGCCAGAAAUCCUUGUUUUUUUGGCCUUUUGGUUUUGUGGUGUUGCUUAAUUUGAAGGAAUGGCCUAACAAAAAAAAAAAAACAAAAAAAAAACAAAACAAAAAAAAGUGAGGAUUGUAGUUGAUGGUUGUCUUUGUUGAGCUCUGUGAUAUUUUAUUUGAGCAUGCUAAAGAAUAGAGUUGAGACUUCUUGUUUUCAGUGGAAAAAUGAGAAUUAGAAAAUGGGUGAGGGGAGAGAGCCCCAGGGGCUCUUAAAACUGUGAUUUCUUGUUAAUGGUUGUUUCCCAUUGUCAUGACUACAGUACAGAACCCCUUGUACAUGAGACUGCCUUUUGCUC